This is a messenger RNA of Lacerta agilis (Sand lizard), 3453 nucleotides long. RefSeq names its product calsyntenin 1 (gene CLSTN1). The transcript has 19 exons. Gene Ontology annotation, cellular component: cell surface; postsynaptic membrane. Gene Ontology annotation, molecular function: X11-like protein binding; kinesin binding; amyloid-beta binding. The record is from RefSeq and is a predicted model, not a curated record. Gene Ontology annotation, biological process: homophilic cell-cell adhesion; positive regulation of synaptic transmission; positive regulation of synapse assembly. Lineage: Eukaryota; Metazoa; Chordata; Lepidosauria; Squamata; Lacertidae. Bases 230 to 3157 code for a protein of 975 amino acids.
CCUCUCCUCCCUUCCCUUUUAUUUUCCGCCCCCGGACCCCCCCACCCUUUCUAUUUAUUACUACCGUUGCUAUUAUUUAUUAAUGUGUCGUUAUUAGUAUCGCUAAUACCCGCCCCCGUUUCCUUUAGCCCUUUUUUUUGCCCUCUCCCUCAACGGGGGGUCGGUCGGGGGGCGCCGGGGAGAAGGAGGAGGAGGCGAGGCGGAGAAGCGCCUUCCCGGCCUAGCAGAGAUGCUGCCCUCCCGGCUGGCGCCCGCCUGCCUCCUCCUGGCUGCGCUGCUCUGCGGACGAGUCCGGGCUGCCCGAGUUAACAAGCACAAACCGUGGAUUGAAACAACUUACCAUGGCAUAGUUACAGAAAACGACAACACAGUACUGUUGGACCCCCCAUUAAUAGCACUGGAUAAGGAUGCACCUCUCCGUUUUGCAGAGAGUUUUGAGGUGACAGUCACCAAAGAAGGUGAGAUUUGUGGGUUUAAAAUCCAUGGCCAAAAUGUCCCUUUUGAAGCGGUGGUGGUGGAUAAAUCCACCGGGGAGGGGAUGAUCCGAUCCAAAGAGAAACUGGACUGUGAGCUGCAGAAGGACUACACGUUCACCAUCCAGGCCUAUGAUUGUGGGAAGGGCCCAGACGGAGCAAAUAUGAAGAAAUCCCACAAAGCAACGGUGCAUAUCCAGGUGAACGAUGUCAACGAGUAUGCCCCGGUGUUUAAAGAGAAGUCCUACAAAGCCGCCGUUAUUGAGGGCAAGAGGUAUGACAACAUCCUGAAAGUGGAAGCGGUGGAUGCCGACUGCUCUCCCCAGUUCAGUCAGAUCUGCAGCUAUGAAAUCGUCACACCAGAUGUUCCCUUUGCUAUUGACAAGGAUGGUUACAUUAAGAACACAGAGAAGUUGAACUAUGGCAAGGAGCACCAGUAUAAGCUCACCGUGACGGCCUAUGACUGCGGGAAGAAGAGAGCUGCCGAGGAUGUGCUGGUGAAGAUUAGCAUUAAACCUACAUGCAAGCCAGGCUGGCAAGGCUGGAGCAAAAGAAUGGAGUACGAACCUGGAACUGGCUCCCUCGCUCUCUUCCCCAACAUCCAUCUGGAGACAUGCGAUGAGCCCAUCACCUCAGUGCAGGCCACAGUUGAGCUGGAGACCAACCAUAUCGGGAAGGGCUGUGACCGAGAUACUUACUCUGAGAAAUCCCUUCACAGGCUCUGUGGUGCUUCCUCUGGCACGGCUGAGCUGCUUCCUCCUCCGAGCAGUACGGCAAACUGGACAAUAGGCCUUCCGACUGACAACGGCCAUGACAGCGACCAGGUUUUCGAGUUCAAUGGCACUCAAGCCGUGAAGGUCCCAGACAACGUUGUCACCGUCAACAUGAAAGAGCCUUUUGUGAUUUCGGUGUGGAUGAGGCAUGGGCCUGGGGCCAGGGAGAAGGAGACCAUCAUCUGCAACUCAGACAAGACAGAUAUGAACCGGCACCACUAUUCCCUCUAUGUGCACAAUUGCCGUCUCGGGUUCCUUUUUCGCCAAGAUCCUUCGGAGGGGCAGAGUUACAAACCAGCAGAAUUCCACUGGAAGCUGAACCAGGUGUGCGACAAGGAAUGGCAUCACUAUGUCCUCAAUGUUGAAUUUCCAGCAGUGACCCUGUACGUGGACGGAGUUUCCUUUGACCCUCUAUCAGUGACGGAAGACUACCCGCUUCAUCCCUCCAAAAUAGAAUCCCAGCUGGUGGUCGGAGCCUGCUGGCAAGAAUAUACAGGAAAUGAGAAUGACACAGAAAAAGCGACCGAGACCCCUGCAGGUGGAGAGCUCCGCAUGGCCCAGUUCUUCCGAGGCAACUUGGCCGGCUUAAUGAUCCGCUCUGGUAAACUGGAGAACAAGAAGGUGAUUGACUGCCUUUACACCUGCAAGGAAGGACUGGAUUUACAGACCUCAGACGGCGUCGGCAAAGGCCUGAAGAUCCACAUGAACCCGAGCCAGUCAGUGUUGAGCUUGGAAGGAGAUGACAUUGACCGGUUUGACAAGGCCAUGCAGCACAUAGCCUACCUAAACUCCCGCCAGUUCCCCACACCUGGGAUCCGGAGGAUCAAGAUCACAAGCACCGUGAAGUGUUCCAACGAUGAAGCCUGCAUCGCCAUCCCCUUUGUGGACGGCUACAUCAUGGUCCUGCAGCCUGAAGAGCCCAAGAUCAGCCUGAGUGGCAUCAACCACUUUGCCCGCUCGGCUUCAGAGUUCGAGAGCCCCGAAGGGGUGUCCCUCUUCCCUGAGCUUCGCAUCAUCAGCACCAUCACACGGGAGGUUGAGCCAGAGGGGGAGGGAGAUGAGGACCCCACAGUCCAAGAAUCACUGGUGUCUGAGGAGAUCAUGCACAACUUGGAUACCUGCGAGGUCACGGUGGUUGGUGAUGAGCUCAGCCAGGAGCAAGAGAGCUUGGAGGUUGACAUGGUCCGGCUGCAGCAGAAGGGGAUGGAGAUGAGCACUUCCAACCUGGGCAUGAUCAUUACCGGGGUUGAUACUAUGGCCAGCUAUGAGGAGGUUUUGCACUUGAUUCGCUACCGCAAUUGGCAUGCGGUGUCUCUGUUUGACCGCAAGUUCAAGCUGGUAUGUUCGGAGCUGAACGGGCGCUACGUCAGCAAUGAAUUUAAAGUGGAGGUGAACGUGAUCCACACUGCCAACCCCAUGGACCAUGCCAGCCACAUUGCAGCGCAGCCUCAGUUUGUCCAGCCCGUCCACCAUUCCUUUGUCGACCUCUCUGGCCACAACCUGGCUAGCAUUCACCCAGGAUUUUCAGUGGUCCCAAGCACUGCCACUGUUGUGAUUGUGGUCUGCGUCAGCUUCCUAGUAUUCAUGAUCAUCCUGGGUGUGUUCCGGAUCAGAGCUGCCCACCAGCGGACGAUGCGGGACCAGGAUUCUGGGAAGGAGAACGAGAUGGACUGGGACGACUCAGCCUUGACCAUUACUGUCAACCCCAUGGAGACAUACGAGGACCAGCACAGCAGUGAGGAGGAGGAGGAAGAGGAUGAGGAGGAAAGCGAGGAUGGGGAGGAGGAGGACGACAUCACCAGCGCAGAGUCCGAGAGCAGCGAUGAAGAGGAGGGGGAGCGGGAAGAGGACCAGCAGAACGUGAACAGGCAGCAGCAGCUAGAAUGGGAUGACUCCACGCUCACCUAUUGAUCCCAGCUCCUUCCACUGUUGUAUGUCUCUCUCUGUCUGUCUCUCUGUCUCUCUCCUUUGUUCUUCUGCCCUAGAAGACUCCGCGGCAAAACCACUCCAUCGCUCCUGAGAAUCCAUGGCGUGAAUAGAGUCGCUUGGGCCCCCAGGGCUGACCAACCCCCCCCCCCCCAACCCCCUGUCCUGGUGUCCUGUCUCUUCUUUCCUGGCUAAUCUUGCCAGUCAAAAUCUCGCACCUCUAGAAAUUUAUUUAGUACCUAUUUCUCCCUCGCCUCACAAUGACUGGAUUAUUUUUUUUU